Macrosiphum euphorbiae (potato aphid) is the source of this 771-nucleotide messenger RNA. The record is from the annotation of a GenBank genome assembly. Lineage: Eukaryota; Metazoa; Arthropoda; Insecta; Hemiptera; Aphididae.
AUGAUGUUUACUGGGAACUUGGCUUGUAAAGAGAUUGUCCUCAAUCAGCUGUUCUCUGCAUCUCGUCUGUUUCACUUUAAUAAAUUGUUUAGCAAGUCAUCUUCGUCAAUUGAACAUAUUUUAAAGUCUAUCGAUAAGAGUGAAUAUGUAAGAUAUAAAUUUCCAAAAUGCAUAAACAAUUUAGUUGACAUUAAACAACAACAAUUUGAUUCUUCAUUUACCAUUGUACCAGACAUUGUGUCCGUUGAUGAAGAGUCACGACUGAUUGAUGAAAUAGAAAAAUCAUUGAAACGCCUACGUUAUCAACAUGAUCAUUGGGAUGAUGCCAUACAUGGAUACAGGGAAACAGAAAUCAUCAAAUGGAAAGAUCAAAACAAUUCAAAUGUGAUACAAAAGCUCAGAAAUAGAGUAUUUGCUGAAUCAGUCACAGAACAAAUGCAGAGAGUUCAUGUACUUGAUUUAUGCGACAAAGGUUAUGUCAAACCACAUAUAGAUAGUAUACGAUUCUGUGGAAAUAUAAUUGCUGGCUUGAGCUUACUGUCCGACUCUGUCAUGCGUUUAGCUGAUGAAAAACAUCCAGACACCUAUGUUGUGUAUGCUCUAUUACCUCGCCGAUCAUUAUAUAUUAUGAAGGAUUCAGCUCGAUACCAAUACACACAUGAAAUAUUAAGUGAUGGUGCAGCGUCUGUGUUCAAUGAUAGACAGAUUGUACGGGAACGAAGAGUAUCAAUAGUAAUGAGAAAUGAGCCACCGGUUGAAGCUGUGAAAUAA